Messenger RNA from Nicrophorus vespilloides, 3479 nucleotides. RefSeq names its product transcription termination factor 2 (gene lds). NCBI's taxonomy places the organism in Eukaryota, Metazoa, Arthropoda, Insecta, Coleoptera, Silphidae. The coding region runs from base 133 to 3462 and encodes 1109 amino acids. The transcript is spliced from 14 exons. Gene Ontology annotation, molecular function: ATP binding; ATP-dependent chromatin remodeler activity. The record is from RefSeq and is a predicted model, not a curated record.
GAAAAGCGGCGUAUUCUUUGACAGAAACGUUGAUCCCGGUCCAACUGAUUUCUUUUGUCUUUUUCAGUUGCUUUUUAUUCGAUUUGUUCAUAAUUUUUGUUUGUGCAAUACACGGAAAUAAAUAAGUUUGCCAUGUCGACUUCAGAAGAAGAUGUUAGCAAUUCAAGUGAAUCAGGUUCAGAUGACAGUUUCAUAGAUGAUGGCAGCAGCGAGGAGGAAAGUGAGCAAGGUUCGAGUGAUGGCAGUGACGGAGUUCCUAUUAGAGUUUCAAAGGUGAAGAAGAAAACCAGGACUAGGAUCAUAGAUUCAGAUGAGGCGGAGGAGGAUGAGCGGGAAGAUCUGAAUAAUAGCCAAAAAUCUAGUGGUGAUGUUACCCAAAACAGGACUGGUGAGAGUAGUAGAAUAAUGGAGAGUGAUGCAAGCGCAGGACAGAGUAUGAUUGUUGCAUCUAAUUCAAAAAAAGGGAAGAGCAAGAAGAAAGUGAUUGAUUCUGAUGAAGAGGAAGAAUCAGCUAUAUUUGAGGACAGUAAUCCUAUUAAAACAAGAACCGGAAGAAAUGUACUUGAUUCAGAUGAAGAGGAAACUGAAAUGUUUGCUAGUAGUAGUUCAAUGAACACAUCUAGUCCAAUUAACGCGAGCAGCAAGAAACCUGUUGAUUCUGAAGGAGAAGAGACACAAAUGUUGAGCGGAAAUAGUAAUGUAAAUGAUUGUUCCGAUGGGGCUGUCAUUGAAGAUAGCACAGAGAUUAAAAAUAAUCAAGAAAGUGUUAGUUCGAAAAGUGUGAAUCAUAGUAAAUCAGUGAAUAAGUCAAAUUCCAGUGGAAAGGGAAAACCCGAGUAUUUUCAGUCACAUGAAUCUCAGGAGGAAGAUGAUAGUGAAGCGAGUUUGCAUACGAUUGAAGACAAGGAAUCUCCAAUAAAAGAACCGACUUCGCCGUUUAAUCCGAGAACGACGCACAGGAGCACUGCUUUCGGGGAUUUAAGGAAUUUCGGAACACCUCAGCGAAAACCGCCUUUGGUGGUCGACUUCCAUACACCAAGGGGACAGCCAAAGUCGCCAGAUCAAAGCCGGAGUCCUAGUCCCAGUUCCAGCGUGGAAAUUAUCGAAGCCAGCGAGGAGGAAAUUAUAAUUAGUGAUGAUGAUCAAGCCGUCGGCCCUUCGAAUAAGGAGAACCACAUGCCGUUUGUGGUUAAAGUGGAGAAGCCUAGUAAAGUGUCGGUGAAUCGAGCUGAAUAUCAGGUUCAGAAAGAGAAAGUUAGCAAAAUGAUGGCGGAUGUCUUAAGGAAUAAGAACGUCUUGAAAACAUUGAAUCUGAAUUCGUUGCCGGAUAAUGGACAAUUGCUGAAACAUCGUCAAGCGAAUCUGGAGAAGAUGUUGGCCGAGGCUGAGGAUGAGCUCAAAAACAUGGUCGUUGAUAAACCAGAACCUGCUCCUAUACAGACCAUGGCGAAACCGUCUUCGUGGCAGGAGUUGGAUAAAUUCUCGGGUGCCGUCCAGCCGAGGACUUUCGGUAAGCAAGCCAUGGCCACGUACAAUCAGCAAAAGGCUCUGACCAUGGACCGUCUGAAACAGCUGCACGGUUCGCUGAAGAACUGCCCAAGCGAGGAUAAUUUCGAGGAGGAUCCCAGAGGUCUCCUUGUAGAGCUGAUGCCGCAUCAGAAGCACGCGCUCGGCUGGUUGAUGUGGCGCGAGCGGCAGAAGCCGUCCGGCGGCAUAUUGGCAGAUGACAUGGGUUUGGGAAAAACGCUGACGAUGAUUUCAUUGAUGUUGAAAUUCAUGCAGACAAAUAAGGAGAAUGAAGCCGAUGACGAGGGUGAUGCAGAAAACGGCGAGGAACAUGAUGACGAGGAGGAGGACGAGGGUAGUCGCAAGAAGUACAAGUACGAUGGCGGAACGUUGAUCGUGUGUCCGGCCAGUUUGAUUGGUCAGUGGGCGGGGGAAGUUGAGAAACGCCUGAAGAGGGCGUUGCUCUCGGUGGAGCGGUACCAUGGCGCCAAUCGCGAGAAGAAGGCUAAAACCCUAUCGCAGUACGACAUGGUAAUCACUACCUAUUCCAUUGUAAUGAACGAGGCCGAGAAGCAGACGCCGUUGAAUCGCAUCAAGUGGCGCCGCAUCAUCUUGGACGAGGCCCACCAGAUCCGUAAUCACAAGUCGCAAACCUCGAUGGCCGUCUGCAAACUCGGCGCUAAAUCCAGAUGGGCCUUAACCGGAACGCCCAUACACAACAAGGAAUUGGAUCUGUAUUCGCUGCUGAAGUUCAUCAGGGUCUCCCCGUUCGAUGAUUUUGUGGUCUUCAAACGGUGGGUGUCGGAUAAGAACGCCGGAGGACAGGAACGUCUUAAUACCGUGAUGUCCUCUUUGAUGUUGCGCCGAACGAAAGCCCAGCUGCAGACGAAGGGCUCACUCAAGUGCCUUCCCGAACGUCAAUGGGACCUGAUCAAGAUCACUCUUGAUAAGGAGGAGAUGGACGUGUAUCAGAAAGUAUUGAUAUUUUCGAGGACGCUGUUCUCGCAAUUCCUGCAUCAGCGCGCCGAGAAAGAUCAGAACUUCGCUGCCGAAAAUCCCACUUUUACAACUAAACACGAUCCAAAUGGCGAAUAUUCGAAAAUGCACAGGAAAUUGCUGCAGAUGAACCGCGUGAAAGAAGUGAAGCAGCACGAAAUUUUGGUGCUUCUACUGCGACUCCGUCAAAUCUGCUGUCAUCCAUCUCUUAUCAACGAUAUGUUGAAUUCCACUGAAAUGGAUGUAGGUGACGAUGUGAACGACAACGAAGAGCUGGCCAUCAAUAUCCUGGAUCAGUUGAACAAAUUGAAUUUGAACGAUGACGAUAAGGAGGACUACAAUCCUGCACAGGGAAUCUCCAAUGAGGGAGUGACUUUGCGCGAAGCGACGCGCGGCGUCCUCAAUCCUAACCAUCCGAUCUUCACGAAGACGCGACGCAGUUCGAAGCUGCAGAAGGUCAUCAAUAUUUUAAAGGAGAACGUGCUGGACAACGACGACAAGGCGAUCAUCGUCUCUCAGUGGACGGGAUUGCUGAACCUGUUGGCGACCCACUUGUCCGAAGAAGGCAUCUCCUACGAUCAGCUGGACGGUAAAAUUCCUGUUCACAAGAGACCCGCCAUCAUCGACAACAUUAACAAUCCGAAAUCGAAAACCAAGGUGCUAUUAUUAUCGUUAACUGCUGGCGGAGUCGGCCUCAAUUUGGUCGGGGCCAAUCAUCUGUUCCUGCUCGAUUUGCAUUGGAAUCCUCAGCUGGAAAUGCAAGCUCAGGACCGGAUAUACCGAGUGGGUCAGAAGAAAACUGUUCACGUUUACAAAUUUAUGACUGCGGAUACAAUCGAAGAACGAAUCAAGAAACUGCAGGAUCACAAGAUGAACAUCGCGGAGGCUAUGCUCACCGGUGCCAAGAUACAACAAUCGAAAUUGAGCUUGGACGAUCUGAAAAUGUUAUUCAACAUGUAAUUUAAUCAUUUCCUCAA